GGGCCAAGUCAGAGUACACCAAACUCUCUGCGACCUGGAGACAAAUACAGCGAUGGCCCUCCUCAACAAUCGGGCCAGCAGGUGCUCUUUCCUGAGAGCGGCGUAUUGAUAUCAUCGUUCCGCCUUGCUGCCAUGAGUCAUGCUUCAAAGCUCAAUUGUAUGCGUUUAUUCCACGCACUUUUUGACUACUUUUUUACAGUUGAGGAGUGUCAAAAUGCUGUCCCUUUUGGUCGCCCUGGAAACAAACCUGCAGGAACAGGAAAGCGCAUCCUUGACCGGAAAAAAGUUGAAGGAAUCCUAACGUAUGUCCUGAGAUGCGGUACCCUUCCUGAUUGGGACAAUAUUGAGGAGGCCAAGCUCAAGAAAGCUUUGGUAAACAAAUGUCGGGCCAGAGCAGGUUUUAAGUAGGCCCUUGUACCUGCCAAGUUCAUUUUGGGGUAGGAUGUUUCCUUUGUAAACAUGUUAAUAUUUUGGUCUGGGGUUGCACAGUUUAUAUUGUAUAAAAUUGCCAUAUGAUGUAGCUUUUAGUACCACGUUAUACUGUGACAAUGCAUAUUGAGCUGUGCUGUGUCUCGCAAAUUUGGCACCGAUGCAACCUCACUAACAAGCUAGCGGCUAAUAUCCCUUCACAGUGCAAAGCUGUUUCCAAAUAAAAAAAUAAUACAACUGGAAAUGACGCAGUAUGUUACUGCUUACAUAAUCAGGUAUAUUAGUAGUAAUAGUAAUUCAGUGUUUGUAUUUGAGUGGGCCCCACACCCCUCUGUAGUGAAAAAGUUGGUCAGGCUCGGUUGGUAGAGCGGCCGUGCCAGCGCUUGAGGGUUUCAGGUUCAAUUCCCGCUUCCGCCAUUCUAGUCACUGCCGUUGUGUCCUUGGGCAAGACACUUUACCCACCAGCUCCCAGUGCCACCCACACUGGUUCAAAUGUAACUUAGAUAUUGGGUUUUACUAUGUAAAGCGAUUUGAGUCAUUAGAGAAAAGCGCUAUAUAAAUAUAAUUCACUUCACUUCACAACAACAAAGUGAGUACUUGGGGUUAAAUUAAUGUAUAUUUGUAUUUGUUUUAUUUUUUGUAUAUUGUUUUCUAUGUUGUUUUAAUUAUUGUGAAUGUCAAUAUGAACAUCAUUUUUGUAAUAAUUAACUACAUUUAAAUUGUUGUAUUUAAUCUAUUUUUAUAUCUUAUGUUUUGUAUUUUUUUAUAGCCAAAUUAAGUUAUACACCUUUCAAUAUUUGAGUAUUUUUUUUACUGUUAUUUCUAAUUAAGUCAGAUGAUUGAACUCUCAAUUUGUUGUCAUUAUUCUCAAAUUUGAGAUAUGAUGGCUUUGUUAAGACAUUUAAGAGAAAUAAUCAAGACAUGAAAGAGACAUACAUAAGAUCUCUUUUAUUGCUCAUACAUCUCAUUUAUUUCUCUUUAAUUCUCCUUCAAAAUAAAUGAGACAUAAUUGAGAUCAGUGUCAUACAUAUAUGAGCUCUCCUCAGUGUAUCCCACUUCUCAAAUAUUGCUCAAAUGGUUGUCUCAACUCAACCUCCUUUGUCUCAGUGAUGUCUUGUCUCUUUUUAGCUUAUUUAUUGCUCCUAAGGGUCCCUUAGGAGCAAUAAAAGAGAAACAAUUGAUCACAGAAUUAGACAGAUAUGAGAAGCUCAAAAUGUUCUCAAGAUACGAGAUCAAGCAACAGAUGAGCAAGCACAUUUUUGCUAUGGGUUGGCAGAUUCUUGCAUUGACAUUUUAACCUUGUGAGCAAACACAGAACCUGGGGUCCAAACUUGUGAUUUACAUAAAUGAGGCGUUCCUCAAGGCACCCCUUUAAGUCCUCCCCAUUUUGGUUGUUACAAAUUUAUUUCGGAAUGUGAUGUAUGUAACUAAGGUGUUGCUGUAGGUCGUUUACUUCAGAUGCUAUCAGUUUGUCAUUUGUUCUACUUCUUUAGUUAUACUAGUAGUGUUUCCCAAGGUUACUUUUUAGGUCCUCUCUUUUUCAUCAUUUGGGUUAUUCAACUGGUGGCCUGUGAGUUCAGUUAAAACAAACUUGUGAGAUGCUGACAUUUUUUCAACAGAUGUUUAAAGGCCUACUGAAACCCACUACUACCGACCACGCAGUCUGAUAGUUUAUAUAUCAAUGAUGAAAUCUUAACAUUGCAACACAUGCCAAUACGGCCGGGUUAACUUAUAAAGUGACAUUUAAAAUUUCCCGCCACACUUCCGCUUGAAAACGUCUCGGUAUGAUGACGUAUGCGCGUGACAUAGCCAGUUUAACAGAGGUAUGGCUUCCCCAUUGAAGCCAAUACGAAAUAGCUCUGUUUUCCUCUCAUUAUUCCACAGUAUUCUGGACAUCUGUGUUGGUGAAUCUGUUGCAAUUUGUUCAUUGCAUUAUGGAGAAAAGCUGAGCAAGCAAAGAAAGUUGUCGGUGCGAAGCGUAUAUUUUGCGAGGGAAGUCAGCAACACAACACAGCCGGUGUUUGUUUACAUUCCCGAAAGAUGCAGUCAAGAUCGAAGAACUAGGACAACAGAGACUCCAACCAGGAGGACUUUGAUUUGGAUACACAGACGCGAUACCGUGAGUAUGUAGCUGCACUUCCAAACAUUUGAUCGCUUGCUAUAACUAGCUCGAGCUAGGAGCUAGGAGCUAGCAUAACAAACACCUAGGUGUUUGUUAUGCGGGAUUAAUUUGUGGCAUAUUAAAUAUGAGCCUGGUUGUGUUGUGGCUAAUAGAGUAUAUAUAUGUCUUGUGUUUAUUUACUGUUGUAGUCAUUCCCAGCUGAAUAUCAGGUCCCACCCGCGCGCUUCCAAACAUUUGAUCGCUUGCCCGUACGUGCGUGUCACGUACAUAACUUUGGUUAAAUAUAUAAACUUUAUGAACCUUGGGUUAGGUGAACGGUCCUUUGGGCUGAGUGAGUGUGUGUGUUGUGCAGGUGUUUGAAUUGUAUUGGCGGGUUAUAUAUACGGGAUCCCGUCCAUAUAACCCGCUCGAGCUAUAACUAGCUCUAGCUAGUAGCUAGGAGCUAGCAUAACAAACACCUAGGUGUUUGUUAUGCGGGAUUAAUUUGUGGCAUAUUAAAUAUAAGCCUGGUUGUGUUGUGGCUAAUAGAGUAUAUACAUGUCUUGUGUUUAUUUACUGUUGUAGUCAUUCCCAUCUGAAUAUCAGGUCCCACCCGCGCGCUUCCAAACAUUUGAUUGCUUGCCCGUACGUGCGUGUCAUGUACGUAACUUUGGUUAAAUAUAUAAGCUUUAUGAACCUUGGAUUAGGUGAACGGUUCUUUGGGCUGAGUGAGUGUGUGUGUUGUGCAGGUGUUUGAAUUGUAUUGGCGGGUUAUAUAUACGGGAUCCCGUCCAUAAAACCGCUCAAGCUAUAAUUAGCUCGAGCUAGUAGCUAGGAGCUAGGAGCUAGCAUAACAAACGCCUAGGUGUUUUUAUGCGGGAUUAAUUUCUGGCAUAUUAAAUAUAAGCCUGGUUGUGUUGUGGCUAAUAGGGUAUAUAUAUGUCUUUGUCAUGAUCCGUGGUCCGGAUCAUGUUUUGUUUAGUUAUGUUCUGUUAGUUUUGGACUUCUUUUGUUCCCGUUUAGGCUUCCUUGUUUGCUUUUGUCACCAUGGCGACUUAUUGUGUUCACCGGUCUCUGAUUAGUGCUCGCCCGCUCACCUGCUGCCCGAGCGCUAAUCAGAGGCAUUAUUUAAGUUGCCCUUGCCAGUCACUCGUCCUGCUUUCGUUGUAUUUGUCACACGUUCAUGCCACGUAAGUUUUUGAUUAUUCCAUGUCCUAGUUCUGUGCUAAAUGUUAGCCUUAGCUUCUCGUGCGUUCGGCACGCUUUACUUUUGAUUGUUUUCUGUUUGCCUAUGAUUUAUGUAAAUAAAUCAUCUCUUACCUUCACGUUUUUGUCCGGAGUGUCCGUGUUGCAUUGGAAGAACAACCGCGCAGCAAGCGCACCCCCUCACGUGACAGAACGAAAGCAGCAUCCGUUCUUCCGCAAACGGACCACAAGCAGAUGGAUGAAGGUAUGCGCAUGAUGUUCCGAGCGAUGGAAGUGGAGACUCUUCGCUAUUCGACGGAGGAGAGGUCGAACCUUAUGUGGGGACCUGGAGGCUCCCUUAUCCCCAUCGACUCCCUCUGGUGCGAAGACAUCGCCGCUACACAGCGGUACCGGACGCGCCGGCAAAGGCGGAAGCCGUCCAGAAGGGCUUCGUCUCGCCGUCAGAACGCGUCACUCCCGCAAGCUCCUCCCCCGGACCGAAGCAAGUUGCAGCCAGACCAGUAUUCCUCACCGCCAAAGUUAGGUAAUCCGAUUCAUGAUUUUGCCAAGCAGUUCAUGGAUUGGGCUUCCAGUCAGCUGCAGGAGACCGGGGCUGAUGACGUCACGCCGCCGCCUGCUGAUGACGUCAUGGGCCAAGAAUUUUUUUUUCCUAAUUCUGUUUCGCUCUCGAAAAUUCAAGCCCCGCCCAAGUCACGGACAUUUUCCUUUUGUUCACCCACACAAAAUCAGGUGGGGAAUACAAAAAGACAAGUUGGACAAUUUAAAGGGGAGGCUUCUACCCCCCUCCUGACCUCCCGCCACCCACCCUUAAAGACUGUUCCAGACCAGGAGCGCGUCUGGUAUCCGCCCCUUGAGGGGGGGGGCUGGGGCCGGGAGCUGUGCUGGUGGGGUGCCUCAGCUGCGCCCAACCAGGCAGCAAACUCCAUCCCGGCCGCCACCACCAGUCUUUCGGCAUGCCAGGCCGCAGCCCCCAGCUAGACCGCCUCCGCCAUGCUCAUGGCCACCAUCUUCUCCGGUGGGCUUCCAAACGCCACCAUCUCCGGCACCUGCACCACGACAGACACCUGCACCUGCACCACGGCAGACGCCGGUACCUGCACCACGGCAGACGCCGGUACCUGCACCACGGCAGACGCCGGUACCUGCACCACGGCAGACGCCGGUACCUGCACCAGACCAAGACACUCAAGACCAAGACACUCAAGACCAAGACACUCAAGACACUCAAGACCAAGACACUCAAGACCAAGACACUCAAGACCAAGACACUCAAGACCAAGACACUCAAGACACUCAAGACCAAGACACUCAAGACACUCAAGACCAAGACACUCAAGACCAAGACACUCCAGACCAAGACAAAGACACUCAAGACACUCCAGACCAAGACAAAGACACUCAAGACACUCCAGACACUCCAGACCAAGACAAAGACACUCCAGACCAAGACAAAGACACUCAAGACACUCCAGACCAAGACAAAGACACUCAAGACACUCCAAACCAAGACCAAGACACUCAAGACCAAGACACUCAAGACCAAGACACUCAAAACCAAGACACUGAAAACCAAGACACUCAAAACCAAGACACUCAAAACCAAGACACUCAAGACCAAGACACUCAAGAUACUCCAGACCAAGACACUCAAGAUACUCCAGACCAAGACAUUCAAGACACUCCAGACCAAGACCAAGACACUUAAGACAUUCCAGACCAAGACCAAGACAUUCCAGACCAAGACCAAGACACUCCAGACCAAGACAAAGACACUCAAGACACUCCAGACCAAAACAAAGACACUCAAGACACUCCAGACCAAGACAAAGACACUCAAGACACUCCAGACCAAGACCAAGACACUCAAGACCAAGACACUCAAAACCAAGAUACUCCAGACCAAGACCAAGACACUCAAGACCAAGACACUCAAGAUACUCCAGACCAAGACACUCAAGACACUCCAGACCAAGACCAAGACACUCAAGACAUUCCAGACCAAGACCAAGACACUCCAGACCAAGACAUCCCAUGCCAAUACCCGCCACGCCAGGCUUCGCCGCACGACCCGCCACGCCAAGCUUCGCCACGCCACGACCCAUCACGCCAAGCUUCGCCGCCUGCAAUGAUGGCGCCGACGCGCCCACCUCCCCGUCGACCACGGAUGUGGCCGCUCCCUGGUCGCCCGCCUCACCUGCUGCAGCGGCGUUCCACUCGCCGCCGCCACUUGACUUUGCCUCGGUGGAUUCGGGGACACUUGGCCUGGCGACCCACCGCCAGGUCACCCUCCCGCCCUCCCAUGGCUCUCGAUUCUGCCUUGUUUUUGUUUUGUUUUGGUGUUUUAGACAUCUGGAAUCUGUCUUUAAGGGGGGGGCUCUGUCAUGAUCCGUGGUCCGGAUCAUGUUUUGUUUAGUUAUGUUCUGUUAGUUUUGGACUUCUUUUGUUCCCGUUUAGGCUUCCUUGUUUGCUUUUGUCACCAUGGCGACUUAUUGUGUUCACCGGUCUCUGAUUAGUGCUCGCCAGCUCACCUGCUGCCCGAGCGCUAAUCAGAGGCAUUAUUUAAGUUGCCCUUGCCAGUCACUCGUCCUGCUUUCGUUGUGUUUGUCACGCGUUCAUGCCACGUAAGUUUUUGAUUAUUCCAUGUCCUAGUUCUGUGCUAAAUGUUAGCCUUAGCUUCUCGUGCGUUCGGCACGCUUUUCUUUUGAUUGUUUUCUGUUUGCCUAUGAUUUAGGUAAAUAAAUCAUCUCUUACCUUCACGUUUUUGUCCGGAGUGUCCGUGUUGCAUUGGAAGAACAACCGCGCAGCCAGCGCACCCCCUCACGUGACAGUCUUGUGUUUAUUUACUGUUGAAGUCAUUCCUAGCUGAAUAUCAGGUCACCCCCGGCUCUCACAGCAUCUUCCCUAUCUUAAUCGCUUCCACUCCCCACUAGUCCUUCACUUGCAUUUUCCUCAUCCACAAAUCUUUCAUCCUCGCUCAAAUUAAUGGGGAAAUCGUCGCUUUCUCGGUCCGAAUCUCUCUCACUUCUGGCGGCCAUCAUUGUAAACAAUAGGGAACUUUGCGGAUAUGUUCAAUUGACUACGUCACGCUACUUCCGGUAGAGGCAAGCCUUUUUUUUUAUCAGAUACCAAAAGUUGCGAUCUUUAUCGUCGUUGUUUUAUACUAAAUCCUUUCAGCAAAAAUAUGGCAAUAUCGCAAAAUGAUCAAGUAUGACACAUAGAAUAGAUCUGCUAUCCCCGUUUAAAUUUUAAAAAAAUAAUUUCAGUAGGCCUUUAAAAACAAUAGACUGCAGUCAUAGAGAUGUUCUUUGACUAGUAUUUUUGCAGAAGGUCCUUCAAAAUAUCAGAGUGAUCCUGUAACUAUGACAAAAUAAAUGGACCAAAAUCAAUUGAUAAAGGUUCUCUGGAAUAUACAAAAUAAGACAAAUAGUAAAGGGAGAGGUCCGCCCCCCCAAGUCCUUAAUGCUCUGGUCAUUUGUGGCUCAACAAACAAUUUAGUUGAAUAUCCCUGCCUUAGAGGGAUUAAAUGUUCAAAAUAAAUUGGCUGCAUAUUAAACAUAUUAACCCAAUUGUAAUUUUGUAAAAACAAAAAAAACAUAUAGGACCUAAUUUACUAAGAUCCAAAUACCACGUGCUAAACAGCGUGUGCAAAAAAUAAAAUAGUGUGUAUUAUGAGUUUGCGGAGUGCGUGUGAUCUAACACUGUGUGUGCAAUUGAAAUGUGGUGCAGACCACCCUAUUUAAAUGAGGAUUUUGCGUGCAUACAGGUAUUUUACCUGUGUAUCAGAUUUGAAGGUAGUUCUCAGGAUGUGUUGACGGAUCUUGAGUUGCUUGCCCAAAUUCCCUAACAACUGCACUAUGUUGAAGAAGUCUAAUGUAGGCUGUGAGGAGGCGGGGCCGGCGGUCCGACACCGGGGCCCGCUCCAAGAUGGCGGCGAGGGGGCGUGGCCGGCGGACCCGCGUCUAAAUGGACUACAGGUGCGUGGAUCGCGCAGUUGGGCAAAAUUAAGUAAUCCCUUCACAGUGUUUAAAAGGGCGGCGGCCGAGGGCGACGGGGCAGAAGGAGGUGGAGAGCCAGACACCCAUGCCGGAAGAAACAGAGAGAGAGUUGGAGAGCCAGCAGAAACCCAUGCAGGAAGAGACAGAGAGAGAAGCCGGAGCCAGAGAGAAGCAGAGGCCGAGCGAAGGCGGAAAAGAGCGCAAGACAUGUGGCGGCGCCUGCAGCUGGAGGGAAGGAGCGAAGAGAGAGAGAGAGGGAGAGAGCGAGGAAGACAACGCGCUGCUGGAAGAGCAGAAGCGGAGGAGCGAGCAGGUGAAGCUGUAGCUGAAAA
This is a messenger RNA of Entelurus aequoreus (snake pipefish), 8063 nucleotides long. RefSeq lists its product as uncharacterized. The coding region runs from base 4690 to 5865 and encodes 391 amino acids. Lineage: Eukaryota; Metazoa; Chordata; Actinopteri; Syngnathiformes; Syngnathidae. The transcript is spliced from 2 exons. The record is from RefSeq and is a predicted model, not a curated record.